AUGGUGAAGGAUAAUCGAGAUUCUGACCAAGACCAAGAUUUUAGUUCUGCUCACAUGAAAAGACAACCGGAGCAGCAGCAGUUACAACAGCACCAAUUUCCAAAUAAAAAACAACGAAUAUCUCACCAUGAUGACAGUCAUCAAAUCAACCACAGACCAGUUACUUCAUGUACACAUUGUAGACAGCAUAAAAUCAAAUGCGAUGCCAGUCAAAACUUCCCUCAUCCUUGCUCCAGAUGUGAAAAAAUUGGUCUCCACUGUGAAAUCAAUCCUCAAUUUAGGCCUAAAAAGGGCUCACAGUUACAGUUACUGAGACAAGAUGUAGAUGAAAUUAAAUCUAAACUCGAUACUCUUCUGGCUAAUGACAGUGUUUUCGUUCAUCUUCUACAGCAUAUCCCUAUGGGCAAUAAUCUUUUGAAUAAACUUAAUCUGCAUCCAACUUCAACUCCGGGCACUAUCAUUCCUAACCCAGAUUCUUCUCCUUCGUCAGGUUCUCCAGCUUCUUCCGCAGCUCAACGAGAUUCUAAAUUUUCAGUUCAGACGUAUUUGUCUAGGGAACCUCAACUCCUUCAAGCCAGCCAGGGCAGCAAUACGAAUAAAUUCAAAGCAAAUAAUGAAGCAUCUUCCCACAUGACAUUACGCGCAUCUUCUUUGGCGCAAAGUUCGAAGAGCUUGGUGGCAACAGAGCCGAAUAAGUUGCCGCCUUUGUUGAAUGACUCAGCAUUGCCUAAUAAUUCCAAAGAAUCUUUACCUCCCGCUUUGCAGAUGGCCUAUUAUAAGAAUAAUUCUACAGGUAACACCCCCAACGGCCCUUUCUCUCCAAUUCACAAAACAUAUUCACCUCAUACUACGUCGACCACCGUUACAACCGCAACAAACCAAGCACCCUUUGCAGCAACAAGCCAUGUCGAUACAAAUAACAGUACUAACAGGACGAAGACUCCUGUCGUAGCCACUACUACAACUAUGCCAUUAUUACCCUCGCCGCAUGCCAAUGUGGAUGAGUUUGUACUGGGUGAUAUAAGUAUUUCCAUUGAAAAAGCGAAUAAAUUACACCAUAUUUUCGUGACUAGAUAUCUGCCGUAUUUUCCUAUCAUGUACUCAAAUAAUGCUACCGAACUGUACUCUCAAUCUCAAUUACUCUUCUGGACCGUCAUGUUGACAGCAUGUCUGUCUGACCCUGAACCAACCAUGUAUUGCAAAUUAAGCUCCUUAAUUAAGCAAUUGGCCAUAGAAACUUGUUGGAUACGAACUCCUAGAUCCACACAUAUCUCGCAAGCUUUACUAAUAUUGUGCAUUUGGCCUUUGCCUAACCAAAAAGUUUUAGAUGAUUGUUCUUACCGUUUUGUAGGUUUGGCUAAGUCACUGUCCUUUCAGCUAGGUUUGCACAGAGGCGAAUUCAUCUCUGAAUUCACAAGAACUCAAACGUCAAUGCCGAAUGCAGAAAAGUGGAGAACUAGAACUUGGCUCGGAAUAUUUUUUGCUGAACUUUGUUGGGCGAGUAUUCUUGGUUUGCCACCAACCUCGCAAACAGACUAUUUAUUAGAGAAAGCCUUAUCUUGUGGCGAUGAAGAAUCAGAAGAAGACGAUAAUAACGGUAGUAACGAUAAUAGUGAUAAAAGCAACGAAAAAUAUGAAUCGCACGUUGAAGUUAAAUACAAACUACCAGGCAGUUUUAGAAGAUUACUGAGCUUGGCCAAUUUCCAAGCAAAAUUGUCCCAUAUAAUUGGAUCUUCUACUUCCAGUCCCGAUGGUUUAUUGGAACCAAAAUAUCGUGCAGAGACGUUGUCUAUCUUGGGGAAAGAGUUGGAUUCACUAGCAAAAACUUUAAAUUUCCAGAGUGAUGAUACUGUUAACAUCUAUUUUCUUUAUGUUAAAUUGACUGUUUGUUGUUUUGCGUUCUUACCUGAAACACCACCUACUGAUCAAAUUCCGUAUGUCACAGAGGCCUAUCUAACAGCUACCAAAAUCGUCACCUUGUUAAAUAACCUUUUAGAAACGCAACAACUAAUUGAACUUCCCAUUUAUAUUAGACAAGCUGCUACGUUUUCCGCAUUGAUACUGUUCAAGUUGCAACUGACACCUCUACUUCCUGACAAAUAUUUUGAUUCAGCAAGGCAAUCAGUGGUCACUAUUCAUAGACUUUAUAGAAAUCAGUUAACUGCGUGGGCCACGAGUGUAGAGAAUGAUAUUUCGAGAACUGCAAGUAUGUUAGAGAAAUUGAAUUUCGUAUUAAUCAUGCAUCCGGAAGUCUUUGUGGAGGAAGACGGUAUAAUUUCUAGAAUGAGAUCACAUUUAACAGGAUCCCUAUUCUAUGAUUUGGUUUGGUGUGUUCACGAGGCGAGAAGAAGGGAAAUGGAUCCCGAAUAUAAUAAGCAAGCGCUGGAAAAAGCCGCUAGGAAAAGAAAACUUUCUUCAAAUGAUAUUUACAGUAAUCUUUCAUCCACGGGUGGUAUAAUGGACAGAAAACUAUAUCCAUUGCCAUUAUAUAAUCAUAUUUCCAGAGAUGACUUUGAAACUGUGACAAAAACAACACCAAGUGGAACCACUGUUACUACUUUAGUUCCCACCAAAAAUGCCUUGAAGCAGGCAGAACAGCUGGCCAAGACAAAUAACGGAGAUUCUGACGGUUCUAUAAUGGAGAUUAAUGGAAUACCCCUUUCCAUGCUUGGGGAAACAGGUAGCGUGAAAUUUCAGAGUUUAUUCGUUAAUACUGCAAACAGUAACGAUUAUAAUAGUGGCAGAACCCUAUUAGAUGCGUCUAAUGACAUAUCAAUUCCUUCCAAUUCAAGUUAUCCAGUAACUUCUGGCCCUACUCUGAAUAAUAAUCCACAAAGUACUAAAGGAGAUUAUUAUCAUAAUGGGCCUAAUGUAAUUCCUGAUCUCUCAAUGAAAAGAUCAGUAAGUACACCUGUUAAUCACUUUCCUGUAUCCGUUCCAGGGUUGAGAAACCCUGUUGGUAGUUUACCAAAUAAUGUUACAUUGGGAAUUGACCACCCUGUUCCAAGGGAGCACAGCAAUUUACAAAACGUCACGAUUAACUAUAAUAAUCAAUUUAACAACGCCAAUGCAAUUGGAAGAUCACAAAGUAGUAUGUCUCAUUCACGAACACCGGUUGCCUCGAAGUCAAAUAACAUGACAGAUUUGCAUUCCGUCGUUUCCGACCCCGGUUCUUCCAAGAGCACUGCAUAUCCACCUCUGAGCUUAUUUGCCAAAAACAACAAUAUUAAUAACAAUAAGACAAAUCAACAAUUUUCUACGGGCACUAACACUGUAAUUUCUUCUAACCACCAAAGUAUCGAUAAUGAAAACAACGUGAAAACUCCUGGAAACAAACUAACUGAUUUUUUUCAACAACAAAGUGCAGGUUGGAUUGAAGGUAAUUCCAGCAAUGAUGACUUCUUUGGAUGGUUUGACAUGAACAUGGAGCAAGGAUUUUAA
This is a messenger RNA of Saccharomyces paradoxus, 3441 nucleotides long. RefSeq names its product Sef1p (gene SEF1). Gene Ontology annotation, molecular function: zinc ion binding; transcription cis-regulatory region binding; DNA-binding transcription factor activity, RNA polymerase II-specific. The record is from RefSeq and is a predicted model, not a curated record. NCBI's taxonomy places the organism in Eukaryota, Fungi, Ascomycota, Saccharomycetes, Saccharomycetales, Saccharomycetaceae. Gene Ontology annotation, cellular component: nucleus. The coding region runs from base 1 to 3441 and encodes 1146 amino acids. Gene Ontology annotation, biological process: regulation of DNA-templated transcription; DNA-templated transcription. The transcript has a single exon.